Bactrocera latifrons is the source of this 2092-nucleotide messenger RNA. It is a transcript of the gene Elba1, whose product is annotated as protein insensitive. Gene Ontology annotation, molecular function: DNA binding; transcription corepressor activity. The transcript has 4 exons. Lineage: Eukaryota; Metazoa; Arthropoda; Insecta; Diptera; Tephritidae. Gene Ontology annotation, cellular component: nucleus. Bases 631 to 1917 code for a protein of 428 amino acids. The record is from RefSeq and is a predicted model, not a curated record. Gene Ontology annotation, biological process: positive regulation of neuron differentiation; negative regulation of Notch signaling pathway.
GAAGAAUAGUUUACAGUUAACGACUGAGCCGCGACGACGAUCCAUUUAAUGGAAUAGAAAAUUGAUGUGUUUUUGUCUUAAAUGUUUUAUGUACAUACAUAUGUCUGUGUUUAAGAUCGAAAAUCUAUAAACCAUCAUUGAAAAGCUACACACGUACUCAGUUAAAUACAGAAAUAUAUACACAAGUAUAUUUCACCACCAUUUUCACAGGAUUUUAAACGAGUAACGGAAUACACAAUUGCCAUAAUUGUGCUCCAGGUUCGCGAAGGAUCAGUGCAAAUUCUCUCUUCUUACCGUUAUUGCUAAAUUGCAUAUACUAACAUCGUUCAAAGCCGGAAAGAGACAGCAACAUAUUUAAUUUGGUAACUUAGCAGUUUUAUACUCUCAGGAUGAUCAGGUUGUUGGGAGCGCGAAGAUAAAUCAACGAAUGACUGAUCAUUGUCUACCUGUGGCAAUCACUUGAUACGAGUUUUUUGCUUUAAAAGCCUCGGCAGCAGUGCUCUAGAUCGACAGUUUCGUUUCUUGAAGCGAUGAACACACAUCAUCCGAAAUCAUAAAAGGUUAGCUACUUGAAGAUAAAGCAACAUAUUUAAAAUUCAAAAAUAYGAAUAUUAAGAAAGAGACUUAAAAAUGGGUAGUACAUUUAAGCACGCCGAGUUUCCUAAGAAUCUAACGCGGCCAUUGUUAAUAAGCUCGAUGCGGAACCACGCAGUACACUUCCCAAAAGUGUGGGAGAACAUUCACAACCAAACCAUUCACAACCGAUCCACUCACAUUCAAGAUGAAAAAAAUAAACUUCCCAAUACAUUGUCGCAUAUAAUGUAUGAUUUUAGAGGCAAAGUGCUUAACAAAAUUUCAUUAAAAAAAGAAUUUAUAGCGGUGCGGCAGUUACGCAUGAAUCUAGAAAGUUUAGCUAAAGAAAAUAUGAAGCCGAAAACGCAGCAGCUAGCACCCGGUGAGCCACUCGAUUUGACAAAAUCCUCGAAUGAAAGGAAAACUAAUAAAUUACUGRAAUGGGAGACCCCGAAGGUGUCGCCGAUAAAAGUUGAAAUGCCAACGGGUGCUAGUGCAACAACGCUMACACCGGGACUUAGUCAAACACUUAAUAGCUUAGUUGAAACACCGUUGCAACCGCAACCACAGCAAGGCAGUUCAACACAAACUACAAAAACAACUGCACAGAUUUGCGCAGGAAAACGCGCAUUGCCAGCGCAAAGCAGUUCACCUUCAUUCAAUCAGAGCAGUGAUAAUGUCGAAGAGCAACAACAAAAGAAAAUAAAGRUGAAGGAAAUCGUACCAGUUGAUAUGGAUGCGAUUAGAGAGCGCCUCAACGAACGCACUAUAGUUGUAGAUGGUACUGAGUUUGUAGUAAUCGGAGCAAAUAACACCAGAGUGCUGAAGCAAUUUUUACUGGAACUAAAUUGGAACAACACAGGCGCGGCAAUAACACGAAAACUGUUAAGUCGUAUAUUCGAUCAUAAGACACUCGCUACACAUACAUUGACCGGCAAGCCUUCGCCGGCGUUUUUGAAUAUGAACAAACCCGAGAAAGGGCAAUUGAAUCAGCUGAUCGUACAAGAUAUAAUCGAGUUUAUGUUGCUUAUGACAGACAUGAAAGCCAGGGAUGUGAAAACAUCCAUUACGACGAAAUGCGCCGACGAGUGCAAGAAACUGCGUCACAGUGUUUCAACAAUAGCCGUUGCUUCAUUGAAAGCAAAUGUUACAAUCAAAUCGGAGGCUAUGUUUGCAGUUGCAGCUGCAAGAAAUGUCAUAAGCGUUCCGGAAGUUAAGUCAUCAGACGCAUAUGAUAGAAAUGUUACAAUGGAACCAGAAGCUGAACCUUUAGAUUUAACCGAGAGAAAUGUUAUAGUGGAAUCGGAAGCUGUGUCUUCAGGAGCAGCCGAAAGAAUGUUGUAAUGGAACCGGAAUUUAUAGCAUUCUGAGAUCAACACGCACAUUCAGAUGCAAACAAAACAAUGUAUACGUUAUUUGUUUUUACUUUUAUGUUAGCAAGUUAAGUUCAGUGAAUUAACCAGUUUUAGAAAACAAAAACCCAAAAAAAUAUUUAAGGUAAGCUCUUUAGCUUAAGCUU